Messenger RNA from Arachis ipaensis, 827 nucleotides. NCBI's taxonomy places the organism in Eukaryota, Viridiplantae, Streptophyta, Magnoliopsida, Fabales, Fabaceae. The record is from RefSeq and is a predicted model, not a curated record.
AACUUGGUAUACUGUGAAAUCAAUAGAAAGCCCCAUGGCUAGGAAUGGUGCGACACAUGUACCAACAAUGUUGAUAAUUAUUGUUUGUUUUGCUAUUAUUGUUGAAUUUCACGGCACUGUUUUUAAACAAUUUUGGACUCUGCCUUAUUAUGUAGCAGCUGAAAAUCUAAAAGAAUGUUAUAAAAAGUGUACGAUACUUUAUCAGAACAACUCAAAAGAAAAAGAGCAAUGCAAAGAAAGAUGUCGUGCUAAGUACCUGCAAAUUUCUGAUAAUCCUCUAAAGUUAUGUAUACUUGAGUGCAAGAAACGCCAUCCAAGCCCAAUGCCGUUUCAGAAAUGCAGAAAGAAAUGUUAUGAGACAUUCCGGCAAAAUCCUGAUGAUGCUCGGAGGGAUUGUGUCUAUAGAUGCAUGGUAAUAUUUGGGAAUGAUAAGAUAAUGUUCGAAGAAUGCAAAAAGGGAUGCUAUGAUACAUUUCCGCCAACACUGAAAUAAGUAAAUAUGUUAUACUGUAUUUUUUUUUUUUUAAAUUUGUGACGAGUCUUUCUCGGUUUAUAUUUUCUUUUGCGAAUAUUUGAUGAGUAAGAGAUUAAUGAAUUAUUAAGAAAGUAUGGACGGUGAACUAAUAACCAUCACAUAAGAGUCAAUAUUUUUCAAUAGUUGAUUUCAUUAAAAGAUUUGUUUGAUAUGAGCUUAGUCGAAAAAAGUAAAAAAAACAUUAAACACUUGAAAGUUGAAACAGAUUAUGAAUUGAAAUUGAUUUGCAAUGUUGAUUAUGUGGGCAUUUAAUGCUUUGAUUAUGAUAUUUUGUGGUCAUCAUAUGCGUCAA